Ostreococcus tauri is the source of this 1749-nucleotide messenger RNA. RefSeq names its product Chaperonin Cpn60. Lineage: Eukaryota; Viridiplantae; Chlorophyta; Mamiellophyceae; Mamiellales; Bathycoccaceae. The record is from RefSeq and is a predicted model, not a curated record. The coding region runs from base 1 to 1749 and encodes 582 amino acids. The transcript has 2 exons. Gene Ontology annotation, molecular function: ATP binding; ATP-dependent protein folding chaperone. Gene Ontology annotation, biological process: protein refolding.
AUGGAGCUCACGUCGCGCUCGAUGACGACCGCUCGAGGCUUGUCCGCGAGGACCACUCGGGGCGCCUCGAACCGCCGCGUGCAAGUGCAAGUGCGCGCCGAGGCGAAAAAGUUGACCUUUGACAUGGCGUCCAGGCGCAAGAUUCAAGCCGGCAUCGACAAGCUCGCCGAUGCGGUCGGCGUCACACUCGGCCCGCGCGGGCGUAACGUCGUGCUGGAAGAGAAGUUUGGCAUGCCGCAGGUUAUCAACGACGGCGUGACUAUCGCUCGCGCCAUUGAGUUGCCCGAUCCGGUUGAAAACGCCGGCGCGCAGCUCAUCAAGGAGGUUGCUGGCCGCACGAACGACUCCGCUGGUGAUGGUACCACGACUGCUUCCGUGCUCGCUCGCGAAAUGAUCAAGUACGGCUUGCAAUCCGUUGCCGCUGGCGCCAACCCAGUGACAGUGAAGCGCGGCAUGGACAAGACGUCGGAGUUCUGCCGCAAAAAGCUCGACGAGCUCACGAUCCCGGUUCGCAACGCGGCUGAUAUCAGGGCUGUUGCGUCUAUUUCCGCCGGUAACAACGAAGAAAUCGGUAACAUGAUUGCGGAAGCGAUCGAAAAGGUUGGACCGGAUGGCGUCUUGUCCAUCGAAACCGGCUCUGGCUUGGAAACCGUCGUCGAAGUCGAGGAAGGUAUGGAAAUCGAUCGCGGUUACAUCUCUCCGCAAUUUGUCAACGACAAUGAACGUCUCAUGGUCGAGUACGAAGGCUGCAGAAUUUUGAUCACGGAUGAAAAGAUCGAACAAGUUCAGAUGCUCGUUCCACUCCUUGAAGAGGUGUCCCAAGCCGGCUCCCCGCCGCUGCUGAUCAUCGCCGAGGACAUCACCGGCGAGGCCCUUGCCACGUUGGUGGUGAACAAGAUGCGUGGCGUCCUUAAGGUUGCCGCAAUCAAGGCUCCUGGCUUCGGUGAGCGUCGUAAGGCCCUCUUGCAAGACAUUGCCAUUGUCACGGGCGCGCAGUACAUCGCCAAGGACCUCGGUCUGUCCGUCCAACGCGCCACCAUGGAUAGUCUUGGCUACGCCCGUAAGGUGAGCAUCGCCCAAACCACGACGACGUUGAUUGCCGACGGCGCCUCCAAGGAAGACAUUGACAUGCGCGUCGCUCAACUCAAGCAAGAGCUCGCCGAGACGGACUCGGUGUACGAUACCGAAAAGCUUUCAGAGCGCAUCGCCAAGCUCGCUGGCGGUGUUGCCGUUAUCAAGGUUGGCGCUGCGACUGAGACUGAGAUGGAGGAGCGCAAGCUUCGUAUUGAAGAUGCCAAGAACGCCACCUUCGCGGCGGUUGAAGAAGGCAUCGUCCCCGGUGGUGGUGCUGCGUUGGUGCACUUGAGCAAGAUGAUCGAUGAGUUCAUCCCGACUCUCACGAGCGCGGAAGAGCGAUUGGGUGCGGAAAUCGUGCAAAAGGCGCUCUUGGCGCCGUGCCGACUCAUCGGUAACAAUGCUGGCGUGGAAGGUGAUGUCAUUGUGCAACACGUUAUGGAAGGGGAUUUCAACUACGGCUACGAUGCCAUGGUUGGCGAGUACGGGGACUUGAUCGAGAAGGGCGUGAUUGAUCCGAAGAAGGUGACGCGCUCUGGCGUUCAGAACUCCUGCUCUAUUGCGGGUAUGGUGCUCACGACGCAAGCGGUCAUCACUGAGAUCCCGAAGAAGAAGAGGGCCAUCGGCGCCAACGCUGGGCCCAUGGCUGAUGAGGAAGGCAACUUCUCCCUCUAG